GCGAAAGUCAACUUCCGCAAAAUCAGCUGUAACUCCUCAACCACGGAAUGACUGUCCUUCCACGAAAACAAUAACCACUACUACCACCAAAAUUCCUACUUCUUUAAAUGUUCCUAAACAAGAGCCGAUAGUUGAAGAAACAAAGCCUAGUUCCGAUAUCGGAAAUCCCAAUGUUAAUCCACUUGAAUCUGACAAAUGUAAAAAUUCUUCUAACGUUUCUACUACUGAAGACAUGCAUAAUAUCCCAAAUUCUUAUAAUUCAUCAACCUUACAGCCAAUUACAACAACGUCUCCUUUCAAGGAUCCAAUGAAGGGAAAUUAUGAUUCAUCAUAUAUAUACCAUAAUAAUAUUUAUGAUUCUCGCCCUCUAAUUAAUAUUGUUCCUGCAAAAUCGUCGUCUGUAAAUGAUGUAAAGAAGUCGAUUAAUAAUGAUAGUAAUAUCCUUGGUCCUCCAAUUAUUAAUAUAGUUCCUACUAAAUCUUCUUUGCCUGUAAAAAUUAAUCAAUCAAACCAUGAUGAACCUUUAAUAUCUGAUCCUCAUACUUUAUCGAAUCUUCCUUCUUCUUCUAUAAAUCCUCCCAUAUCUUCACCCUUGGAAAAUAAAUUUCGUCGGAAUAGAAGUUCAACUAUAGUUAGUAUGAACUCUUUCUCAAGGCCUAAGAGUUCUGCUAUAGGAAAUUCUGUGACAGCGAUUGUUAGUGAAGAUCCUACCUUUACAAAACAUCCUCGAAAACGUCAACUUAAACGCAUGGGAUCUGCGCCUACUUUAAACAUUCCUUUUAUGCCUGUGACUAAGAAUUUAAAUAAAAUUUCUUCGACAAAGUCAAUGACGAAUUUGAAUGGAUUUGAAGCUAAUUCAGAUAGUGAAACUCCGAAACAAUAUCUUGAAAGAAUGAUGUAUAGUAUUUCGAGAUCAAAGUUGGUUACUAUAUUAGCUCAAAAAGCCGAUGCCUUUCAUCGAUCUGCUCUUAAAGCUUAUAUGGAAUCUUUUGAAUUUGAAAAAGUCCCUAUUGAUCUUGCCUUAAGGAAACUUUUAAUGGAUUGCAAUUUACCAAAAGAAACUCAACAAAUUGAUCGUGUUAUAGAAGCAUUUGCGAAAAGAUAUCAUGAAUCAAAUCCUGAUUUAUUUCCUUCUGCAGAUACACCUUAUAUUCUUGCUUUCUCUUUAUUAAUGCUUCAUACAGAUGCUUAUAAUAAAAGCGUGAGGAGAAAGAUGACAAAGGAAGAAUUUGUCAAGAAUACACGUAUCGAUGGUGUUAACCCUGAAAUAUUGGAGAUUCUUUAUGAUAAUAUCACUUUUGCUCAAUUUAUAUAUGCUCAAGAUGAUACUGAUGUUAAUGGUCAAACAAUGCUUGAAUCUCCAACACAACAUCGUCAAAUGAAAUUGUUCUCCUCUAAGGAACGGAGAAAGUCUACGCGUCCUAGGAAUGAUCCUUAUUGGGUUAUACAAACUAAAUUGCCAACUGAAUUUAAACCUAAAAUUAAAGAUAUUGUUCCUACUGAAAAUCCAUAUUCCUAUAUGGGAACUCUUCCAGCUUUAGACAUUGCUGAUCUUCACCGCGCAUUCUCUGCACCUCACACUAUUCGGAUCACGGGUGUUCAAAAUAGACGCAAGAGUCAUUCCUUUAAAAGUACAUCUAGUUCUUUUAAAUCAACAAAUGAAGAUGGAACUUUUCUUUUAAAGAUAACUAAAAGUGGCAAACUUGGAAGAAAGGUUGAUUUAAUAGAUGGUAAAAAGAAGACUGGUUUAAGAAGUUGGAGAAUAUAUGGUGUAAUAUUAAGUGGUAGCCAGCUAAUGUUCUUUAAAGAUGAAACAGGGUUUACUGCACAGAUGAAAAAAUUAAAAAAUUCAGAGGAAUCUGCAAUAUUACCUGUUUUAAAACCAGAUGUAAUACUUAUGACUGCGGAUUCUGUGGCAGUAUAUGAUAAAAAUUAUGAGAAAUAUAAAAAUGUCUUUCGUUUGGUAUGUCCAAAAGGUCAUCAAUAUUUAUUUCAAGCUGAAAGUGAAGCAGAAAUGAAUGAUUGGAUAUCAAAGAUUAAUUAUGCGGCUACAUUUAAAACGGCUGGAUUAAAAAUGAGAAACAUUCGAAAUCCAUAUGUUGGACAACAAAGACGAGGUGCCAAUAGUAGUGGACUGAGAUUUGGUGUUGGAAUGUUUGGGCAUAGUCAUGAUGCUGCUGCCAAAGAAUCUCAAGGACGAGCUAAUUUAGUUCGGGCAAAAAUUGAUGAACUUCAGGGGAAAAUUUCUGCGUUAACAUCACAACUUCAAACGGAUAUUCGAUUCAGAAAUAACCUAUUCCUAAUGAUACCAUAUAAAGCAUCAACAAGAGAUCGUAUAUUACAAGUAGCAACUUCUGUAGCAUCUCGACUAAAACAUACUUGUUUAGAAUUAAGUAGGCUUGUAUGUUAUAAUGAAAUUCUUGAAAAAGAUUUAUGUUCUACAGUAAUGGAAGAUAAAACAUAUUGGCAAAAUCGAAGAAGUUAUUUUACUCCUGGAGAUAAUAGUACCGAUGAGAAUUCAUCAUUUCUAAUUACAUCAGAUUUUCCAUCAAAAACUUUGGCAGUUCCUGAGACAUUUGGACAAUUAUUUGUCAAGGAACCUAUUAGUAGUGGUAAUAAAUUACUCGAUCCUGCUGAAAGAGAUGCAGAAAAUAAUUCACGAACGGUUUAUAUGAGAUCAUUACCUUGUAGUUCUACAUCAUCUUUAUCUUCAAAAUCAACACUUUCAAUUAAUGGAGAUAAUGAAGAAGAGUAUGAUUUUCAAGGAAAUGUUUCAGAGUAUGAACUUGAGAUAUUUCCAAGAAAUGGGAAUCGUAACGAUGAAGAUCGAGAUGAUAUUAGUUUUAGAGAUGAUGCCAGUAGUAUAAUUAUACUUGAAGAUGUUAAAGAACAAACAUCUUUAGCAAAUAGAAAUGAAAAUGAAGAAUAUGAAGCUAAUAUGCUUGAUUUAGGAUCAGAAUACAAUGGGGAACAUUCGGAAGGGAAGGGAAUACAUCUAACAGAACAGAAUGAAAUUGUAACAACAUUAUUGGAAAAUAAGAAAGAAGGCAAAACUGAGAAUGAAAAAUUGAAUAUUGGAAGCAUUCCAAAGAUUCAAAUUGAAGUUCCUCAAAUUCAGCUGGAUUUAAAACCUGAAAGUAGACCACCAACGAGUUUAGGAAUAAUAUCUAACGAAGUAACAGUACCUGUUCUCGUUAUAUCAGCUGUUGAGGAAGAAUCAAGGGACGAAACGAAUGAUGGAGAUAUUUCGGAUGAUGGUGGUGAUCAAUUCGUUGAUGCUGAAGAAUGGGAAUCAUAA
Dentiscutata heterogama is the source of this 3298-nucleotide messenger RNA. The record is from the annotation of a GenBank genome assembly. NCBI's taxonomy places the organism in Eukaryota, Fungi, Glomeromycota, Glomeromycetes, Diversisporales, Gigasporaceae.